UCAGCAAGCAAUAUAUCACCACUUUGUUUUUAAUCGAAACGUCGCAUUUAAUGACGCGACGUCACAACUGUCACCAGUGAUCACGACUCUGGCAGUUAAGCCUAAAAAAUCAGAAUUGUUUUAUAGCACUAAAAUCUACGUCUAGUUUAAGUUUGCGGUUAUAUCAAAAACAGACACACUCUCGAAUUGUAAAUUUGGCUCGUACAAAUAAAUUUAAAUCGAAAAUAUUAGUGUACCGUCAGCGAAACUAUUAGCUAAUUAUCCUAUUUCUACCUAUCCUAGCUUUGUUGACUGUAAGUUAAACUAAUUAAUAGAUUUCGAGCCUCCAUUUCCAACAGGUCCCACCUACUUUAUCAUAAUUUAGGCCCCGCGGCCUCAAUGACGUUCCCGCUAAGCGUCUCGCCGAUAUCCAGCGACGGUUGGUCAUGAACUUGUUGCAUGUUAUGCGCAUGAAGUUUCUGUUCAAGCUAGACCAACUCCCUGUUCUAAAAUUCAUACGAUAACAGGCUUUAUUUCAAUCUGGUUUAGGUCCUUGUUGAACGCGUCAAGGAGUUGGUAAGCCUGUACGCGCGUCUAUUUCGCCCCCAGUUCAGUUGUUCUCUGGACGCUUCGCGAGAUAUACGUCUCGACGCAACUCUAUUUUUGCGAUACUCUGUGACAUUAAAAAAGUUUUUUUCCCGAAUUAGGCCUGAAAGAUUUGUUCGUUUCGAAAUUUGAAUAAUGAGCGUUUUUCAUAAUUACAGUGGUGGUUUUUAAAUUGGUUCACAGUUUUGCGAACUUUUGUGAUGUUUUUUGAGUUGCGUCUAUGAGCGUCCUAGGAAAUUCGGGAUUUUAAACAUGGAAAAUAAAGAUUGUCCAAACAACAUGGCGGCCGACAGUUCCCUCAAUUCCCAACGGGUGUUCAAAAAAUCGUCCCCGAACAACAAACUCACCUUGUACCUGGCGUCACGUGAUCUAGUGGUGGAGACGAACAGCAUCGACCGCAUACAGGGUGUUCUUCACGUGGACCCUGAACACGUGGAUAAUAAGAAGCUGUAUGGACAAGUCACUCUUACGUUCAGAUAUGGACGAGAAGACGAAGAGGUGAUGGGCCUGAAGUUCUGCAACGAGGCCAUCAUGAGCCUCGCGCAAGUGUGGCCCCUGAACUGCAACCACCAGAGGGAACCAAGCACGGCUUUACAGGAGGCCCUAAUGAAGCGCUUGGGCGCCCACGCAUACCCCUUUCAACUGGAACUCACGCCGCUGGCGCCCCCUAGCGUGCAGCUGGUACCAGCCAAGCAGUACCACGGGGCGCCCAUUGGGACCUCUUAUGACGUUCGGGCUUUCAUCGCGGAGAAAGUCGACGAGAAGGUAUCGAGGCGCAACAUGGUGCGCAUGGGCAUCAGGGUGCUGCAGGGCGCGUCGCGCGCCGCGGCCGCCGCCGCGCUGCCGACGCCGUCGCCUGCGCACAGCUCCUUGAGCGCGUUGGCGCACCACCAGUUACUGAGGAUCCGAGGAAGGAAAACACAGCAGGAGGAGACGAAGGAAGAGACUUCAAAGGAACAGCCAGCCGCAGAAGGCGAAAGCUCCAACCCCACGGAGCCGGCUGCGCCACGUGUGGUUGCUGAAAAACCGUUCCUGCUUUGUGAUGGUCGACUGAGGCUGGAAGCGUGGCUGGACAAGUCCGCCUACCACCACGGCGAGCCCAUCGUCGUCAGCUUCUCCAUCACCAACCACUCUAACAAGACCGUUCGACGCAUCAAGGCAAUGGUCGUCCAACAUGUGGACGUUUGCAUGUUCUCGAACGGCAAGUUCAAGAACGUGGUGGCCUUCGAAAAGGACAACACCCCCGUGCUGCCCGGGCAGAGUCUCGACGGCUCCUACACUAUGAUACCUAGCAGGGGUGUUACAAAGAACUGGAUAGCCCUUGAAGAUUCCUAUUCCAAAACGGGGGCUUGUCUGGCUUCCACGGUCCUCUGCAGUUCGAAUUCGCCCGAGGACCGCAACGUGUUUGCCAUUUACGUAUCCUACUAUGUGAAGAUAAAACUGAACGUCAGCGGUAUAGGUGGAGACCUGUCAGUUAAGCUGCCCUUCUCGCUGUCACAUGCUAACAUUAAUGAAGCUCCUACUGACAGUGUAAUGGAAGAAGCUACGCACCGCAUGAUCCUCGAAGGCAAAGAGAACAGUGACGACGAAGAUGAAGAUGAGGAAGAUAAAGAAGACGAAGAAGCUACCGCCGACGAAAAUCAACAAUCUGACUUAGAGGAAGACUCAAAAACUUUAAACGGGCCUCGUUGCGUCUCCGCCGACGUUUGCGUCAACAUCAUCGAGAACAAAUUAUGUGAGAGGCCUCGCUUCGAAGGGCCAACUCAGGUCCGUAAAUGCAAGCACGACGAAGAUGACAUGAACCUCAUCGUCCGCUACCCAGGCCCGGAUACGUGAUCCGACGAGGAGCCGGAUGCAACCAACGGGGCAAGCAAGACUGAUGAUGCAACGAAAGCUACACCGCGCAUGAUCGACGUCCAUGCGAACGUCGAAGAGAAAUGCAGCUUCUUUGGAAAGCUGAGGCAGUCGGUUUGCUGCUUGAACCGUCGUCACUCCUGAACUGGACUGUUAAAAUCUUUGCCUUCGACAAUUAACAUAGUGAUGUUGAACUGUUUUAAUGAACAUUGGUAUUAUUAGGAGAAACCCAAGCUUCAAAUUACCCGCAGUCCAAAGACAUAGAAAUGUCAAUCGUUUUCAUGUUUAUCUAGUCGGAAAUUUUAAAAGUUAUCACUGUAUAAUUGUUUAACUGUAGAUUAAGGAUCGAAGUCAGAAGACUUGGUGGUGCCGAAUUAAGCCUGAAUGGAGUACGCUUACUAAAUUAUAGUAGAUUAGACUAAUAGCGUCAUUAAGACCUCGAUAUUAUGAAAAAUAUUGAAAAUGCUGACAUUUUGCUAAUCCAGGAAUCUUACGAGUGUUAUUUUUUUUACUUGUUUUUCUCUCAGGUUAAACGUCAUAUUCAAAUAACAGUGAUCACAAUGAAAUUUAAAUAGAUUAAGGUAAAUUUUUGAAGAUUUAGGUUAUUGAUCUGCAGCCAAAGUAAAUGUUGUAUUAGGUUAAAUAUCACUUAGCUACUCCUUGCUCUCUAUAUGUACAUGUUAACACGGGAGCUCCAAACCGACCAGUCGGGUGCGUCGUCCUAGAGGACGUAAAGGAGGUGCAAAACAGAAAAAGAAACUGCAUGAAAAUAUAAUUUUUCGCCAAAAACCCUUUAUGUAAUUAAACAAAUAGUACAAUAUAUUAUAACGCAGAUCCUAACGAAUUUGGUAGUGUGUUCCUUAGGAAUAUUUUGGACCCUAUUUUAAACCUUUACACUUCUGGGGUUGUUAGUUAUGAAUGAUAUACAUUUUUCGAAACGUUUUGGACCAAGGUCAUGUUUGGGAAUUCUAUAAAUCUCUGUUGCUAGUAACUGUACAUACCUAUUCCUAAGAAGUCUUCUAACUUUAAGACGUGGUUAUAACUGAACCUAUAAUUUUGGUUAUCUUUGAUAAUUAAAGUAAUUUCAGUACUACGAUUUCACUAAUAUUAACAAAGUAAAAUAUUUAAAGAAAAACGGUUACACUCACGUAAAUUAUACAUCGCUAUUGGCGGCUAACUCCGGCUGCGGACUGCCCUGCGCCCCCCGUCCCCCGCUCUAUCAGCGCGCGCGCAGUGCACGGAGUUGUCGGAGUGCAGCCGUCGCGAGCAACCAAGCCUGAGGAAGGACCCCCGAUGGGUUCGAAAUAUGCCGCCAAUAGCGACGAAUAAUUUACGUGAACCGUUUUUCUUUAAAUAUUUUAAAAUGUGUCCCACAAAAGUUUAAUUUCGAAUAUUAACAAUUAGUCAAUGUUCUUUAUUUGACAUGAACAACGGCAUGUCUGUAAUUGAAGAUGGGCUAAAAUUUCCAAAGCAUGCCAAGCUAAUCAUCCUAUUUCUAACUGACUUCAACCCAUCAAUAAGUAUUUUCUAUAACAUAAGCAUUCGAUUGUGUGAUCAUGCUCGUUAUACAAUUAGAAUGAUGUAGAUGUCCUCACAGCUACAGAACCCAAACAGUAAUUGUUAUAAAUAAAUAAAAAAACUGUUUGGCGCCUAAAAAAUAAAGAACUUGUUUUAUUUGUAGAAUGCGAGCAAUACAUGAGAAGUAUGAAAAGUAAUCGUAUAUUUCCCUUCUAAUUUGGGAUCGAUAAAUGAUUUGACACAAACGCCUCUCAUUGGCGAGCCUGAGUCUGUCGAUAUAACAAAAUCUUCAUUAACAAGAUGAUGAUAAAGUCAAUGUCAAUACGGGUAUAUCUAAUUUUAAUACAGAUGUAUUUAUUUUUGUAUAAUAUCAAACUAUCCAUCCACACUUGCCACUAUAACUAACCUGUAUGGAAGAUCUCAAUCUAGGCUAAGUAACCAUUAAGCAUACUGAAGUAGAACCAAAUAUUUAGUGGAUUAGUUAUUCUUGAUGUUUUUGGAAUUUUUAAAAUAAUAAAAACAAAAUCUUUGAGAAUGCCUCCGAAAUUUAAGGAUUAUUUAAAAAACUGACUUAAAAGUUGUUGGAAACUUAUGGAUUGUCGUAUUAUUCUUUGAUUGAUAUAUUCAACCCACUGACAAAUUUUGUACGAUAUUGCGAUGGAGUACAAAUGUGUGCAGAGAAUUUCGUAGCCUGUAUACCUGCAUAACUAACGCCCUAGUUUCAUGCUGAUAUCCAGUGAAGAAGAAACAUUUUCAAGAAGAACAAUACAAAUUUUAUAUGAGGAACAGAAUAAAGAAUUAACGAAAAUGGUCUCGAAAAAUAAGAAGGGGUUUAAAAACAGUACCUUGUCAGUGAGAUAAAAUUACUUGUUAUUCCCUCGUGGAGCGCCCGCCCGUUGGAUUUUCUAUAAAAUGAUCUUCUUGUCUUCUUUCCCGUAAAUAAACUGUCACUGUCCAGUUACGACAAAAAAGGAUACAGGAGGCAAAAAGGAUAAAAGAUAUUUUAACUUUACCAUGAUAGUACUUGUCCAAUUAAUUAAUUAAUUUACAAUAAUAAUCUGUAUAGAUAACUAGUCUUCUCGUAGCUUUUAUGUUUCUAGAGACCCGUAUAUCUGUAUGGGAAAAGGAAUUCAGGUACGCAAGGUUAACAUGUACCUAAUUGUUCACCUACCGUUUUACAUUAUAAUAGUAAAUUGACAUAUUAGGGAAAUAGCACUGAAAAUAAUAAACCAUUUCCUGCAGGUAGUUGAGUAGGAUUUCAAUUUAAUUAAUUGUGCAUGAAUACGGAUUAAGGGCGGGUUGUACCUAGCGCAAUCAUCGAACUGACCAAUGUUAAGGCGGCGUCAGCUGUUAUCACGUAGAGAACUGUCAAACAUUUCAUACCAGCUAUUAUUAUCGAUGACUUUGACAAACUGUUAUGUACUACCGACCCUUAACAGUACAUAUAAAAAAAAAAUACUAUUAUAGUUCGUUUUUUAGCGUAAGUUAAUUAGCGUUUUUGAAGUCUCAUUUUAU
This is a messenger RNA of Cydia pomonella (codling moth), 5472 nucleotides long. RefSeq names its product phosrestin-2-like. The coding region runs from base 838 to 2421 and encodes 527 amino acids. The transcript is spliced from 11 exons. The record is from RefSeq and is a predicted model, not a curated record. Gene Ontology annotation, biological process: G protein-coupled receptor internalization; signal transduction. Gene Ontology annotation, molecular function: G protein-coupled receptor binding. Gene Ontology annotation, cellular component: cytoplasm. Lineage: Eukaryota; Metazoa; Arthropoda; Insecta; Lepidoptera; Tortricidae.